Molecule: messenger RNA, 231 nt
Organism: Fusarium pseudograminearum CS3096
Lineage: Eukaryota; Fungi; Ascomycota; Sordariomycetes; Hypocreales; Nectriaceae
Exons: 1
Coding region: 1-231 (76 amino acids)
Source: RefSeq, a predicted model, not a curated record
AUGGUCCCUUAUGUCGUACCAACGGAUGAACAGGUCGGAUGGUGCGUAGCACUGGGCUUGCAGGUCGCUUUUACUCAUCAGCACGGCCAUAGUGGAAAGGCGGAAAUGAAAAACCACAGUCCAAGCUCCCGGACUGGAUUUGGACUGAGACUUCAAGCCUCAGUUCAAGGAGCCUGCUGGCAAGGCCUGAAUCUUAUGGCGUCAACUACAAUUACCUAUACCGACUCUUGA